CAUGGAAGUGGAGACAACACUCUCCUCUAAAACUUCAAUAACCUGAAUCUCAAAGAAAGGAGAUGAAACAUUACAACCAUGCUUCUGAGUGUAGAUUCAGGACAUUCAAAAGCAGAUAAGAGAAUAAUGAAGUUUAUUUUCCCAGGAAGAACUUCAGCACCAGGAUGUGGGCAGCAGGAUGCAGCUGAGCGUGGAGGAUCUGGACUGUGACACGGAUUGUCUGUAUGCUGUGUCCGGGCUCCAACACAGCAGGGCUGGGAUGGUGUGGUCGUCGGGGCUGCGAACAGUCUUUGUGGAAGCAAACAAACCACAAGAUGACACAAAAAUAGUGGUCAUUGUCGUCGUCUUUGUGGUCAUACUACUAGUAGCGGCUUUUACAAUUUGCUGCCUCUGGAUGAAGAAGAAAGGAAUGUGUGGUAACUACACCAUUCAUCUCCCCGAUUACAAGCAUCUUCUUGUGGAAAGCAAGGUGAAUAUCGACCCAUCAACAUAA
Molecule: messenger RNA, 493 nt
Organism: Haliotis rubra (blacklip abalone)
Lineage: Eukaryota; Metazoa; Mollusca; Gastropoda; Lepetellida; Haliotidae
Exons: 3
Coding region: 179-493 (104 amino acids)
Source: RefSeq, a predicted model, not a curated record